AACACACUGUGUCUUUACUACUUUUAUUGAUAUCACAUAACCGUUGCUGCCCUAGCUGUACGUGGUCUGUCACAGGAGCUAGAGAGGGAUCAAUGGGUGGGGAGGUUGCAAUUAUACUUCUGAUAUGGGGAGUGGUUAGUAGUGGUGAGGUCACUAUAUUAAAGAUACAUGCACAUUGCAUCUACACCUAGCUAGACACAAAAUGCUGGAGUAACUCAGCGGUCAGGCAGUAUCUCUGAAGAAAAGGAAUAGGUGACAUUUCAGGUUGAGACCCUUCUUCAGACUAUAUUCAGACAGACAUUCUGUUAUACCCUCCGGCUGUAAAGAUAAAAGUUGCUUUUCGACCGUGCUUAUGUAAAAUAUCCGAUUUCACAAAUAUUUCAUUGUUGUUCCAAAACAUUUUCAGAGUGUUGGAUGUGGCUUUGGAUUUCACUGAUGACGUGGUUUGUUUACUUCAGGUAGUGCCGCACAGCUCCUCAGCUGAUCAGCUGUCCAGGAUGGAGAGCAGCCAUCUCGUACGAUAUGAGCUGCUGGCAGAGAUUGGGGAAGGGGCUUACGGAAAAGUGUACAAAGCGAGGGACCUGGAGAAUAACGGGAAGUGUGUGGCUCUGAAAAGAAUAACCGUUCAAAGAACGCCAGAGGGUAUCCCCCUCAUAGUAAUUCGAGAAGUGGCCUGGUUGAAACAGUUAGCCCUCUUUGACCAUCCAAACAUCAUCAGGUUAUUUGACGUCGAGCUUGAUCACCAGAUGGAUCAGGCAAUGAAAGUGACACUUGUAUUUGAACUGAUUGAGCAGGAUUUAUGUGUCUUCCUCACAAAAGUUCAGGAGCCGGGGCUUCCUCCGAAUAAAGUUAAGGACAUGAUACGGCAACUGUUUAGAGGCUUAGAUUUUCUCCAUUCAAACCGUGUGGUGCAUCGGGAUUUGAAGCCCCAGAACAUUCUGGUUUCAAACAAGGGCCAGGUGAAAUUGGCAGACUUUGGGCUGGCGCGUGUAUACAGCUUCAACAUGGCGCUGACACCUGUGGUUGUGACUCUGUGGUACCGGGCACCAGAAGUCCUUCUGUAUUCACGGUACACAGCUGCUGUGGACAUGUGGAGCGCAGGAUGUAUCUUUGCUGAAAUCCUCCAACUGAGACCCUUUCUUUGUGGAAUUUCAGAUAUUAAUCAGCUUCAAAAAAUAUUUGAUGUCCUCGGUCUUCCUGAUGAAGAGGAAUGGCCCACCACUGCCCCUCUGCCCUACAGUUCUUUCACUCCCAGGCUGGUGAAGCCCAUUGAAGAUUCAUUACCUCAGAUUGAUUCACUGGGCAAAGACCUACUGCUUAAGUGUCUUCACUUUAGUCCAGACCAAAGGAUGUCCACCUAUGAGGCCCUUGCCCAUCCGUACUUCCGUGACACACCAGGAGCAGAACAAAAGAACGGGCCUGUGCUGGAGUGAGAAGAGGCACACCUCUGGCAAUAAAAUCCAUGCUAGCUGCAGAUAUUACUGGGAGAAAGAGCGACACUGAACUGAAAUUGUUCCCAGCACUUCCACACCUCAAAACGACUUGAUCAACCGUGAAACUAUUUGGGAUGUACUUGGAUAGUGAACGACACCUCAAAAAAGUGUUGCUUUUCUUUUUCGAAGAGCAACAAGGAAUUAAACUGAAGAAAAUCCAGAUUUGUUGAGUUUUUAACUUUUAGGUUACAACGCCGGCUGUAGUGGUAGAAAUUCGUACUUGGCCACGUGUAUUAAAUGCUGGGUUUGAUCCACAGAGAAAAUACGUUGGAAGUGGAAAUCCAGUUGCCACAUUUCCCACAUGUUAUUGAAGAUGAAUUUCUGGCCCCACAAUGUUUUGUCAUUAUUUGACCGUUCUGCUUUGAGUUUGACAGGAGAUGUGAAGAGACGCUAGUAGUUUUGUUUUAAUUUUGAGGUCACGAUAUGCAGCUGAAUCACCUGUGGCAGCUUUUUACCUUGAAAGUGACUCUUUGGUUUGUUGCAACUGGAAGGUGAGGAAUGGGCGUGCAGACUUGUUAAAGAACCUGGGUUGAGGAGACCAAGAGUGAAAGGUAACUGAAGCACAAGGUUUAAGCCUGGACUGUGGGGGCAAGUGAAUAACUUCAAUCCAUGAUUCAUCAUCUUUGAUUUCCAUCCCGCAAGCAUCCGAUGUUUCCAUUCUUUGUUCAUUAAUUCUCCAUUCGGUUAAAACUACAGGUCCACCACCAAUUUUCCAUCCAUGAGAGGGCACUUGAAAUCUCAUAUGUGUUGUCCAGGCCGGGUCAGGCAGCCGAUCUCGAGCUCAAGGGGAUUUCCGCGCCAAUCGGCGGGUCGAAUUUGCCCCUGCGGCUGCGAGCCUAGAACUCUGGCCAGGCCAGAGCCAGCAGAUCCGUUCCCGGAGCCGACUUUGCGGACCCCCAAGGCCGUGAUAUCAGUUGCUUCAGCAAAACAGAUGAUACGGCAAGUCUCUGGAACCAAGGGUGCCGUGAAAUUGGUGGUGGGCCUGUACUUAAACACAAUCUACAUGUCGGCCAAGGACAAACAACUCGGCCCUCACUCCCUGCGACGGGCUAGGACAGGCGCAACGGCAUUAGGAUGAGAGACAUCAGACAGUGAAGUUCUUCCCAAGCAGCGCUGUUAAGUGUCCUUGUACGACAGUACUUAAAACGUAAAGCUCAGUGCAAACAGACACAACAACAAUACAGGAAUUCACGGGACCAGGCCCUUCGGCCCACAAUGUCCACCCCGAAAACAUGAUGUCAAGAUAAAUUAAUCUCCUCUGCCUGCAUAUGGUCUGUAUUCCUCCAUUCCCUGCAUAUCCAGGUGCCUAUCUGGAAGUAUCUUAAAUAUCACAAUUAUAUCUGCCUCAACCACAACCACUGGCAGCGCAUUCCAGGCAACCACCACUCUGUGUUAAAAAUAUAUAUAUUCCUGCCCCGCACAUCUUUAUACCUUACCCCUCUCACCUUCAAGGCUGUGCCCUCUGGUCUUUGCCAAUUCCACCCUGAGACUACCUACCCCCACAUAGGUUCAUGUACUUGUCUCAACCUCUGAAGUUCCAGAGAAAACAAUCCAAGUCUGUCCCACCUCUCCUGUCGCUAAUACUCUCUAAUCUAGACAGCAUUCUGUUAAACCUCUGUUGCAAUCUGCAAGGCCUCUACAUCCUUCCUGUAAUGGGUCAAACAGAACUGCAUGCAACAGGGCACACAUAAUGGAUAUGCAAGUGUAUGUCCAUAUGAUGCUGCAGGAAUGUUGCAGUUCGAAUUCAGCUGCAGCACUCCUGCUGAAGUGUGUCGAAUCGUUUUUCUUCACUUAUGUUCACAAUCAUUUUCUUUUGCCUUUUGUAGUUUUAGCUGGAGCCUGCUUUCCAUUACUAAUGACUGACAGUGCCGAGUAUGGUUUAAAUAUACACGAAAGGCUCUGGAUGAUAAAAAUAAGAGGAAUUUGGAGAAAUGUUCAGUAACGUUGGAAAAUGAUAUUGUAUGGGUGGUUGUAAGAUAAAACAUGCAAAACUUGUCCCUAAGUGUUGGGUAUGGUAAGUGAAUGCCAAAGUGUGAUAACAGAACUAGGAUGGUUGGCCUGGACUAGGUGGGCCGAAGGGCCUUUUUCCAUGCCCUGAACUAAAAUAAACUUUAUGCGAGGCUGAAUCCUUGAGAGUAGGAAAUUUCACAUCUAAAACAUGCAUUUAAGCAAAGAUGCACAAAUCUCAUCACAAGCAGUGCUGAGUUCUUAACAUCCUGACCCCAGGAAAGAGGGAAAUAAAAAAUAGUUCCUUGAGGAUGACAGAAAAAAAAUACCAAGCUGCAUGGGUCCUGGUUAUAUAAGUAUGAGGGAAAAUGCCAUCAUAUUGAAAAGCAGCAUAUUAUUUCACAAGUAACCUCACAAUGACCGAUAGUGAAUAGGGAGGGACUUCUAGAUAUGACAGGAGGCUUUAGAUAAGGUAUGUGCUGACGGAAGGUAUUUGUAGAAGGGGAAGGUAUGCCAGGCAUUUGGAUCAGGGUUUGUCAGAGGCCUUUGGCAAACAUCCCACUAUUCCACAUUCAUUCUAACUGCUGCAUUGUCAAAUGCAAAGUUACAUAUCCAAUGGCCCAGCAAAGUUCCUGUGUUACAGACUUGCUGCUCUCACCCGCUGGUAAAUCAAACUCCGAAUAUUUGAGUUGAAAUAUUCAAAAAGCCUUGCUUCCUCCUUGUAGUUUAGAAUUUAAAAAAAAGCAAACAAAAGUCAGUGGGUCAGGCAGCAUCUGUGGAGGGAAUGGAUAGGCAAUGUUUGGGAGCCUAAAGUUGUCUGCCCAUCCAAUCUGAAGAAGGAUCCUGUCCCGAAAUGUGGUCUGUCUUUUUCCUGCCACAGAUGCCGCCUGACCUGAGUUCCUCCAGCAUUUUGUGCUUUGCUCAAGAUUCCAGCAUCUGCAAUUCCUUGUCUGCCACAGAAGACAAGUUUCCUAUUGAAGUUCAAAGUUGAUGGAAUAAUGUUAGUAUAGCGUUGGUCAGUACAGCUACUGCAAAGGAAUUAAUGCUUGCACAUUGCUGUGUCGAAAGACCAUUUCAAAGUCAUAAUCUCCUUUCCUACCCAGGUUCUCCUUCAGAUCCUAAAACCUCCCAGUUCACUAAUAGGACCAUCUAGGAUUUAUCUCACCCCAUCAGUGGAUGCAUAGUGCCUUUGGAGUCCUUUAAUUUGGAAGAUUCAACUCUAUUUAAUUCAUCAUAAACAGACAUUAUUAUUGUGCUUUCUCUCAAUGCUCUCCAUUUGUGAAAAUGUGUUGAUGUAUUGCAAUGUUUACAGUACUUGGAAUACACAACCAUUUGUUCUUGGACAAUUUUAUACUAUAAAGUAACUAAAUAAACUUGAAAGAAGACCCCCAAAA
Leucoraja erinaceus (little skate) is the source of this 4834-nucleotide messenger RNA. RefSeq names its product cyclin-dependent kinase 6-like. The record is from RefSeq and is a predicted model, not a curated record. Gene Ontology annotation, molecular function: cyclin binding; ATP binding; cyclin-dependent protein serine/threonine kinase activity. Gene Ontology annotation, biological process: signal transduction; G1/S transition of mitotic cell cycle; protein phosphorylation. Bases 498 to 1433 code for a protein of 311 amino acids. The transcript has 7 exons. Lineage: Eukaryota; Metazoa; Chordata; Chondrichthyes; Rajiformes; Rajidae. Gene Ontology annotation, cellular component: cyclin-dependent protein kinase holoenzyme complex; cytoplasm; nucleus.